This is a messenger RNA of Rotaria sp. Silwood1, 984 nucleotides long. The record is from the annotation of a GenBank genome assembly. NCBI's taxonomy places the organism in Eukaryota, Metazoa, Rotifera, Eurotatoria, Philodinida, Philodinidae.
AUGGAGCAACAUCAACGUUUAUUAUAUUCAUCAUCUUCUCAUACACCAAAACAUGAAUGGCGUCAACAAUCAACAUAUUUUCCUCCAUCACCACCUAUAACAAAUAAUAAUAAUAAUAAUUCAUGGAUUCGACCAACAUCAUCAACAUUAACAAAAGUCACUCCGAAUAGUGACGAUAAUUCAAAUUAUUAUCAUUCUUGGUUACAUACAAUACCAACACCAUCAUCACCUAUUUUAAAUUCAACACAUCGUCAACGUUAUAUACCAAGAUUUGCAUCAAUUAAAUCUCAUUCACCUAAUUAUUAUCCAUUAAUGCAAGCCAAUUUACAAAAAGAUACGACAUUUACAAAAAUAUUUGUCGGAGGUUUACCUUAUCAUACAACUGAUGAAACAUUACGAGCAUUUUUUUUAAAAUUUGGUGAAAUUGAAGAAGCUGUUGUUAUUAAUGAUCGUAGUACAGGAAAAUCACGUGGAUAUGGAUUUGUAACAAUGGUACGUAAAGAAGAUGCUGAAGAAGCUGUUAAAGAUCCCAAUCCAACUAUUGAUGGUCGUCGUGCUAAUGUUAAUUUAGCUUAUAUGGGUGCAAAAAAUCGUACAACAACAUUACCACUUGGUUAUAGUGUACUUGCUCGAAUGCCAACAUAUCAAUCAACAGCUACAGCUUAUCCGUCAAAUGUUAUAUAUUAUCCAUUAGCGCAACAAUCAACACUUCAACAACCAAUAUAUAUAUCACCAACAACAGGUGCAACAGCAACAACAUGGCCAUCAAAUAUAUUUUCACAAUUUAAUCUUGCAAAUUUAGCAACAACAACAUCGAAUACAAAUGUAUCAGGAACAUUAAAUCCUGGUACAUCAUCACCACAAACUCUUUAUGAAGUUCCAACUGCUUUAUUUGAACCAUCGGCUAUUGUAUCAUCACCACCAACAAUUGCUGGUAAUACACAAACAACUGGACAACAAUUAUAUUGGUCAAGUUAUAGUUAA